UAAUGCGCAUGCUGGUUACUAACCGCCAAUCAAAUCAAAGAACAAGACGAAGAAGAAGUAAACCCUCAAUAACAGAUACCAUGGAGACGGAGGUGGAGUUUUUACGUGACCAAGUUCACAGGUUAAAUUCUGUUCUCAGCCAGUAUCAGUUUGAAAACCAGUCCACAUCAUCUCAGCAGGUUGAGGAGGCCAGACGGUCUGAGUCUCGUGCACCCUGGAUCUCAGAUAGAAGCAUAAUGGCUCCUCUGAUUGCGGAGUAUGAUCGGCACAUGGAUGAAAUGACAGACCAGCUGCAGAGAUACCAGGUGCUGAUGACAGAUGUGAAGGUGAAGUUGGAGAGGGUUGUGAAAGAGAAUGAAAGGCUACAUGCAGAGUUGAGGGAGUCAGUUGAAAAACAGCUGAAUGCCCUGCCGGCAGCAGCAAAUGUGGAGAGCAGCACACUGGAGGAGGACCUAAUCAUCAAAAACCUCCAAGAACAGAUCCAGCUGUCUGAACAGGAACGGCUGCAGGCCAUGGAGCUAUGGCAGACUGCAGCACAGCAGCUGGACUGCCUUCAGCAGGUCUACCAGAAGACCAUCUCUGAUGAACAGAGUCACACUGCUCAGAGACAACAGCAAAGGGAUCAGCUUGUUGAGAUCAAGCAGCAGACACACAAACUUCAAGUGGCCAAUCACAGCCUGGAAGCAACAAACCAGCACUUUCUGAGGACUGUGAGAGAACAGAACAAGGAGAUGGAGGACCUACACAGCCAGCUGAGGUAACUGAACACCUGGGAGUUUUAAAAUGUGCUAAGUUGCUGCUAGUGGUCUGUUUAAUGA
This is a messenger RNA of Notolabrus celidotus (New Zealand spotty), 818 nucleotides long. RefSeq names its product sodium channel and clathrin linker 1-like. Gene Ontology annotation, biological process: cilium assembly; clustering of voltage-gated sodium channels. The coding region runs from base 3 to 761 and encodes 252 amino acids. Lineage: Eukaryota; Metazoa; Chordata; Actinopteri; Labriformes; Labridae. The transcript has 10 exons. Gene Ontology annotation, cellular component: centriole. The record is from RefSeq and is a predicted model, not a curated record.